Messenger RNA from Scomber japonicus (chub mackerel), 457 nucleotides. RefSeq names its product neuropeptide B-like. Lineage: Eukaryota; Metazoa; Chordata; Actinopteri; Scombriformes; Scombridae. The record is from RefSeq and is a predicted model, not a curated record. Gene Ontology annotation, molecular function: G protein-coupled receptor binding. Bases 1 to 357 code for a protein of 118 amino acids. The transcript is spliced from 2 exons. Gene Ontology annotation, biological process: G protein-coupled receptor signaling pathway; feeding behavior.
AUGGAGAUACCUGCAAAACUCAUGUUAACCAUCGUGGUGAUAUCCGUGCUGGUCGCUUGCAGUCCCACGGAGGCAUGGUACAGGCAGGUGUCCGGUCCAAUCUACUCCCCCGUGGGCAGGGCGUCUGGCUUGCUGUCCGGUAUCCAGUACGUCAGAAGAGCCGAGUCGGACCCACCCAACAGCGUGUUGCCUGAGAUAACUCCGCAGAGUUUCCUCCUGAAAUCGAUGCAUAUUUGUAUCAAAGACAUAACACCAGAUCUGCAGAGCUGUGAACUCUUCCAGGAAAUCAAGGGUUCAUUUAAGUGCAAAGCAGACGUAUUCCUUUCUGUGGACCCUUCAGACUGUGCAGGAGACUGAGCAGCAAAGACGACAGCUGCACUCGAUGAUGAUGACGCCUACUUCUUGGAGGCUUGGCAUUUAAAAACUGUUAACUUAUUUAACUUCAAGCUGAACACAG